Messenger RNA from Malania oleifera, 2534 nucleotides. Its product is annotated as putative RNA polymerase II subunit B1 CTD phosphatase RPAP2 homolog. Lineage: Eukaryota; Viridiplantae; Streptophyta; Magnoliopsida; Santalales; Ximeniaceae. Gene Ontology annotation, cellular component: cytoplasm; nucleus. The record is from RefSeq and is a predicted model, not a curated record. The coding region runs from base 228 to 2183 and encodes 651 amino acids. The transcript is spliced from 7 exons. Gene Ontology annotation, molecular function: RNA polymerase core enzyme binding; RNA polymerase II CTD heptapeptide repeat phosphatase activity.
CUCGCUGCUGGAGAAAAGAAAGCGUCUCCUCUGCUCGGGUGAAGAAGACUCGCGGUUCUGCCAGGGAAGACGACUCGGCUCCGCUGCACUUUUUCUUUCUUCCAAUAAGCUGAAAACUGAGCAGCUGUUGGAUCUGAAAAGAACGGACGGCCUGGAUCUCUUCAAGCCUUGACACUCCAACACUGAACAAAGCAAAUCGUAAUCUCUGCUUCAGAAGCUCUUCUCCAAUGGCGAACAAGGAUCACGCAGCAUCUGUCAAAGAUGCCGUUCACAAGCUGCAACUUGCCCUCCUUAAGGGCAUCCAAAACGAAGACCACCUCUUCUCUGCUGGAACCUUAUUGUCUCGCGGUGACUACCAAGAUGUUGUCACUGAGCGUUCAAUCACUAACCUUUGUGGAUACCCUCUGUGUGCCAAUCCCUUGCCCUCCAUCCGCCCUCGAAAGGGCCGGUACCGGAUUUCUCUGAAGGAGCACAAAGUUUAUGACCUCCAUGAAACCUAUUUGUACUGCUCUUCCGCUUGUGUUGUCAAUAGUCGUGCAUUUGCUGCGAGUUUGCAGGAAGAGAGGUGCUCUGUAGUGAAUCCAUUGAAAAUAGAUGAGGUUUUGAGGUUGUUUGGGGAUUUAAGCUUGGAAUUUGAGGAGGGUUUGGGACAGAAUGGGAAAUUAGGGUUUUCUGAUUUGACUAUUCAGGAAAAACCUGAAGCAGAAGUUGGGGAAGUGUCUUUGCAAGACUGGGUUGGUCCAUCAAAUGCAAUUGAAGGCUACGUUCCACAGAUAGAUCGUGCUACCAAGCCUGAAUGUUCAAAAAAUUGCAAUAAAGAGUCUAAAUCUAAUCGUACCAAGGAAGAGGGCAUGGUAUUUAAUGAGAUGGACUUCAUGAGUGCUAUAAUCAGUGAAGAUGAGUAUAGCAUUUCGAAAACAGCAGGUCAAGCAAAGACUGUUUCCAAUACAAAUGUAAAAGAAUCAAAAGGAAAAUCAGUUAAAAAAGACGUAGGAGGUCAGUUCACAAUAUUGGAGACGACGUCUGUUCCCUUACAAAAUGAAGCAAAACAAGGGAGGCAUGAAUUUGCCACUAAAGAGGUGCUUAGCAUUGCAGAAGUGUCUUCAGGAGCUUGCCAGAACAGUUCCAAUGUGAAUUCUGUGCAAGCAAGAAAGGAUAUUUGUGCUGAAUCAGUGAACCAAUCAAGUGGAAUGCUGAAAUCCUCUUUAAAAUCUUUGGGUGUGAAGAAACCAGCUCGCACGGUCACUUGGGCUGAUGAGAAAACUGAUAGUGUAGGCAAUGGAGAUCUUUGUGAGGUCCAGGAAAUGGAAUUUACUAAAGAAGGUGCUGAGAGAUCAAACAGUUCUGACAUGGGAGGAGAUGAUGAUUCAUUUCGGUUUGCAUCAGCAGAAGCAUGUGCAACAGCAUUGAGCCAGGCAGCUGAAGCAGCUGCAUCUGGAGAAUCAAAUGGCACUGAUGCAGCAUCCGAAGCUGGGAUUAUUAUACUGCCAUGCCCGCAUGAUGCAGACGAGGGUGAAUGCGAGGAGGAAACUGAUGUACUUGAACCAGAGCCAACUCCUUCAAACUGGCCUAGAAAACCAGGAAUUACACCAGAUGAUUUAUUUGACCCCGAAGAUUCCUGGUAUGAUAGUCCGCCAGAGGGAUUUUGUUUGACUUUAUCACCAUUUGCAAUGAUGUGGAUGGCACUCUUUGCAUGGAUAACGUCCUCGUCUCUUGCUUACAUUUAUGGAGGGGAUGAAAGUACCCAUGAAGACUUUUUAUUGGUAAAUGGGAGGGAAUAUCCUAGGAAGAUUGUUUUAUCUGAUGGCCGUUCUUCAGAAAUCAAGCAAACUCUUGCUGGUUGUCUUGCUCGGGCUUUGCCUGGACUUGUUGCUGAUCUCAGGCUGCCUACGCCACUGUCCAGUCUGGAGAAAGGAUUGGGGCACUUGCUGGAUACAAUGUCUUUUAUGGAUGCAGUUCCAUCAUUCCAAGUGAAACAGUGGCAAGUGAUUGACCUUCUGUUUAUUGAAGCGCUUUCUGUUUGUAGGAUCCCUUCACUUACCCCACACUUGACAGAUAGGAGGUUGUUGCUUCAUAAGGUUCUUGAUGGCGCCCAAAUAGGCGUGGAAGAUUACGAGGUUAUGAGGGAUCUCAUCAUCCCCCUUGGCCGAUCGCCUCAGCUUUCUUCACAGAUGGGAGGUUAAUGAAACAGAAAUCUCUGUUUCCCGAUCAGGAUUUCCUGAAAUCAAUAAAUGUCUUCCAAAUAUUUGAAACUGUACAGAAAUCUUUUUAUCAUAAAUUAUUCAAUAUGGUAUAAAAAUUGCUGUUGCCUUUGGCCUUAUGUUAUUGAAUCUGGAGACCAUUAGACACAGAUUGCCAUGGUGGACCAGAUUUUUGCUCCCACUCUUUGAUCUGUCCUAAAUAUUCUGUACACAAACAAUUAAACAUCUUCAUGGGAUAUGUAGACUCCACUCUAGGGCAUUGUGUCUAGUCUUUGUGGAUGUAUUUUAAGAUUUUUCAUAUGGAAGCUUAUCAUUUUUAAGUUGAGGUAAAAA